Exaiptasia diaphana is the source of this 678-nucleotide messenger RNA. RefSeq lists its product as uncharacterized. Gene Ontology annotation, biological process: DNA integration. The record is from RefSeq and is a predicted model, not a curated record. Lineage: Eukaryota; Metazoa; Cnidaria; Anthozoa; Actiniaria; Aiptasiidae. Bases 1 to 678 code for a protein of 225 amino acids. Gene Ontology annotation, molecular function: nucleic acid binding. The transcript has a single exon.
AUGAAGCGGCUUUAUUUCUCNGCUGGUCAAGAUCACAUCCUAGCUCAACUACGAGAGAAGUUUUGGAUACCAAAGGGAAGAUCAGUGGUCCGCAAAGUGGUACGUGCGUGCUUAGCAUGUAAGAAGUACAACGCCGUACGAAUGGAGCAGAUGAUGGCAUCUCUACCUACCUUCCGUAUGACUGCGUUUGAGCCAUGUUUCACACACACGGGUGUGGAUUAUUUUGGCCCGCUCAACGUAAAGAGGGGAAGAUCCCAAGUAAAGAGAUGGGGAGCUAUAUUCACGUGCUUAAACUCCAGGGCGGUUCACCUUGAAUUGGCCAGUUCUUUGGAAACUGACUGUUUCAUCAAUCUUCUCAGACGGUUCAUUAAUAGAAGAGGACCCCCAAAGUAUAUUUACAGCGAUAACGGCACAAAUUUUGUCGGGGCCGAAAAAGAGCUUAAGACAGCCAUACAGAAUUGGAACCAAGCGCAAAUUGACAAGCAACUUCUUCAGAAAGGGACGCAAUGGGUAUUCCAGCCUCCAAAGGCUUCACAUGCAAGUGGGGUAUGGGAACGGCUAAUACGCAGUACCCGCAAGGCCUUGAAAGCUAUACUCAAAGAAAGCUUGGUAGAUGAAGAAGUAGCAACAACAGUACUCACCGAAGUGGAAGCCAUACUCAACUCGAGACCCCUGUGA